Messenger RNA from Emiliania huxleyi CCMP1516, 1365 nucleotides. RefSeq lists its product as hypothetical. The transcript is spliced from 6 exons. The record is from RefSeq and is a predicted model, not a curated record. Bases 1 to 1365 code for a protein of 454 amino acids. Lineage: Eukaryota; Haptophyta; Isochrysidales; Noelaerhabdaceae.
AUGGCCUCCCACCGCAUCGGCGCGCGCGUCGCGGGCCUCUCGCCAGCGCAGCUGUGCGCCAUCAUCGAGGCGCAGGCGGGCGCGAGCGACGCCGCAAUGCGCGUGGCGGAGGAGCACGCCGCACGGCUCGUGGAGCAGCCCGAGUGGGUGCUCUCCGAGGUCCUCCUCUCGCCGGAUCUCGCCCCGCACAUCCUCGCCCAGCUGCCGACCACGGAGCACGCCGCCAAGGGGACUGUAAGCUUUUCGAUACGGAUACCGCGGUGUAGCAUCUACACUGGGGAGAUCUUCCGGACAGGAACGGCGCAGCCACCAGAGACAGUACCAGACGAACUAUCACGACACACGGCAGCAGGGGGGACGCAGCUGGAUGGAAGUGACGACGAGAGCGGGGACGACUUUGACAGCGUCGCGGCGCGCUGUAACUUCGACUGGCCUGCAGCAUCGAAUGAGCCGAAACGAGGCACGAGGGCGACGCACUUCGUACGCUACGAGGAGAUACAAUUAGGCAAGGCAGCUGCGCAGGAGAUGGGAUACAGGGCGGGGACCAGGGCGGAUCCGAACGCAAUAACACCCCAGCAAGCGCGGACGGCAUUCGCGAGAUACUGCAAAAAGAUAGACGUGACGAAGGAGGAGCUAGCGUGGAACUUUGGAUGCAUAUCGGCAAGCCAAAAUAACGAGCAGGAGGCUGUCCUGGUGCGUGAGCUAAUCCUGAGCAACAAUAAGCGACUGGAGGAAAGGGGGAGAGAGGAAGCCAACGCGACGUGCGCAGAGGAUGAGGAUAUAAACUGGGACGACGCAGCGGAGGGGAUAGGCGAGGGAAUCGAGGGACCGGAGGGCUUUCGCGACAGCGACGAUGACGACGAAGAAAGGGGAGGGGACGGAGGGGCGACACGCAGGAGGAGCGAAAUCGCUAACGGCCCGAGCAGAGAGGGCGACGGCGGGGCACGAGGGAACAACGGAGACGCUACCGAUGACGCGAACCGAGGCACGGACGCCGGCGGGGACGGGGAGGGCGACAGCGACGUCGAGGUUGACGCAACCGUAUCGAGAGCGGCACCCAAAAAGGGGCGGACAGCCAUGGAGGUCACCGAAUGGAGGGCGAACGGCACGAUGCGAAAAGGCAGGGCGAGGCGGAUGGAGAAAGAAACCGCGAGCAGACAGCGCCUGCUGGCCAUUUCGAGACAUUCGCCAAGAACGCUAGCUACAUGGGAGGGCUUCGUGAAGGAUGGAUUGAAAAACAUUCGAACAAAGAAGAGGCGACGGGAGGAACCGGCGGAGGAUGCAUCUUCAGAGCUAGCGACGCGACAGAAGAAGAAGCGACAAGGGAAAGAACGACGAGAGUGGGACGACCGCGAGGUGGCAUGA